AUGGCAUCAAUUCAAACAGGACGUCUUAAUAAUAUCAUGUAUCUUCGCCGUGAACUUAUUCGUCGGCCGAUCUUGCCUGUACUCGAUGAACCUAAGAUCGAACGCAUGAUGCAAACCAUGAACCGCGAAUAUGAACAUAUUCCGACCACCGCAACAGAGCAGGGUGAAAAGCUUUAUAACCAAGGACGUCCGAUUCCCGCGAGCGAGGUUAACACUGGGCUGCGACAGCGACAAACGGAGAGUGAGGAUAAAGUAACCCCAGCAAAAAAUAACGAAAAUUGUGAUGAGAACCAAUACGAUGACAUGACACCAAUCGAUGUGCUUGCUGUGGUACAUAACGGAACGCCGUACUAUUUUGGAUUUGGAGGUUGUCACCGGUUCCAGGCAUAUGACCGGGCAGGAUGGGAUCUAAUCAAGGUAAAAAUCAUGCCAGCUACUAAGUCGCAGCUUAAACUUUACCUUGGAUCGAGCAUAGACAGUAUUUUUGAGUGA
Molecule: messenger RNA, 492 nt
Organism: Magnusiomyces paraingens
Lineage: Eukaryota; Fungi; Ascomycota; Dipodascomycetes; Dipodascales; Dipodascaceae
Exons: 1
Coding region: 1-492 (163 amino acids)
Biological process (GO): cellular response to oxidative stress
Cellular component (GO): cytoplasm
Molecular function (GO): sulfiredoxin activity
Source: RefSeq, a predicted model, not a curated record